AUGAACAAAAUGGGUAACCAUGGGAACAAGGAUUAUCAGCUGCACUUAAAGGGUAAAAAUCCCACCAGAGGCAGUGAAGAAGGGAUCAAGGUGAAGUACAUAUCAAGCCCUGUGAUGGUGAAAGCCAAUAACGCUUCCGAGUUCCGAGCAAUCGUUCAAGAACUCACCGGCCAAAACUCCCACAUCAGAAGCCCCGGCAAUGCAGACACAAUGGUAAGCAAUAAAUCUAGCCAGACUCAUAGUCAUGGGACUUCCAUUUCACAACUGGUUUUCAAAAACUGGAGUACAUGA
Molecule: messenger RNA, 291 nt
Organism: Ilex paraguariensis (yerba mate)
Lineage: Eukaryota; Viridiplantae; Streptophyta; Magnoliopsida; Aquifoliales; Aquifoliaceae
Source: the annotation of a GenBank genome assembly